AAAAUGUCCUUUGCUGGCAGAAGAGCAUGGAAAGCUGAGAGAGGCAACAUCUUGAGUCUGGUAGGGUCACCGAAGCUGUUCAGCUGAAAAGGAAGACACCCUACAGCUGUGGUUACAUCAAACCAAAAAACCAGAAUAGCACUUUUUUGUUGAAGUAUUGGCAACUCAUUGCUGGUUGGUGGGGGAUACUGAGGCUUUGUGAAGUCACUGCUGCUAUGUGUCCACAUAAGUGAAAAUACCAUUUGCAGGUAAGAAAAGCAUGGAAGACUAAGAGGAGGCAACAUCCCAAGUCUGGCCGGGUCAUCCAAGCUGCUCAGCUCUAAGAAGAGCUGUACGGCUCUUGAUAACAUUUCUACAUUUAACCAACAGAGAUGGCUCAGGAGGUUGACUGGAUAAGCAGUCAGGCUGGUAUGUGCAAGGUAAACCUCUACAGCCCCAGUGGACACAAAGAUCAGGAACGGAAAGUCAUUUGCUUUGUCGACGUCUCCAAUCUGAACUCAAAGGACAAACAUUCACCUUCCAAUUUAGAUUCUGGCCAAUCUGGCAACAUCUCUGACCCUCCCAAUGAACUUGACUUGGUAAAUCUGGAGGAGAAGGAAGUCAUCAUAAUCAAGGACAACGAGCAAAGCAAGCAGGCGAAUACUGAAGGAGCAGUCUGCCUUUUCAAGCAAGGGUCCUCCGAAGAAUUCAAUGUGGUCAGCUGGCUCAGCAAUGAUCUUCAGAAAUACGCGGUUGGGUUCCAGCAUGCACUGACCCCCAUGAAGACUGCUCAUAAAACCAAUGUGUUUGAUUUGUCAAUUGCUGAGAAGAUAUCCCAGAACAACAACAACACUGCUCCCAACACUCCUGGUAGUGAAAAAACAACCUCCGAUGAUCUUGCCUAUUACGCCCAUAAGCUCUGCAACUUAGUUAUUGAAAUAACACGUAAAGAGAUCAAAGAUAAAUGGGAAAGUUCCGGAAAGUGCAUCCGUCAGACUAUUAGUCCCCACAGUGUAGGGGCCAAGCCUCCCUCCACAGAGGGUAUCCAAGCAAGCAAUAUAUCUAAGGAGAAGUGUGUCAGGCUGGAGGACCCAUAUACAGGCGAAACAACUAGCCUGAAUGACUUCAAGCAGGAAGAAAGGUAUGCAGACAAAGUAAAGAGACAUGAUGAUUUCACUUCUGUAAGCAGAGGGAUGAUGGUCUGUGCAAAUCAGGUUGCUUCAGACAUGAUGAUGUCCUUCUUGAAGACUAUGAAAGUCCAAAAAGGGAAGCAUUCUCCACCCGCUUGUGCAGUUUUAAAAGAGGUUCUCCUGAAGCACACCAGGGAAAUUGUAUCCGACUUAAUUGAUUCCUCUAUGAAAAAUCUGCACAACGUCACGGGGGCACUCAUGACAGACUCGGACUUUGUUUGCGGGCUGAAGAAGAACCUUUUCCGUGCGGGAACCCAGAAAACAACAGAGGUCUUGGAAGUAAUGGUGAAACGCUUGUUCAAACUUCUCUCAGGGGAUGACAAACUGCCUUUGUCUCAAAGCCUAGCAUUUGCAGCAUUUAAAUCGGGAGGCCAGGCAAACCAGCGUGCCCAAGGCAUGCAGUUUGCCUCCCUGAAGAGCGAGGCAUUUAGCCAUGGAAAGGACAAAGGAGGUGGAUCGAGGAAGUCUCAUUCCACUGGAAACAGAGGAAUAGAUAAAGGGUCACUGGAUGUGUAUGCCAAAGAGCUUCUUUUAACAGCCUUAAUGCAGAUCCAGCAACAUCUGUUAGAAAGGAAAAGGGACUGUGUACCCCGCGAUUCCAAUACCGUAGGGUACCGCCACCGUGAUUCCAAUUAUGACAGGCGUGUCGGGAGUUACAAUGCAAGGCAUACUUCAAAGCCGCCUGAAGGAAGGUCAGAUUUGCACCAAUCAGAAUGCCUAAAAGAGAAAGGAAACCUCAUCUUGUCAGUGAUCCAGAAGAUCUUGUGUGAGACUGGGAUGAAUCUAGAAGACAACUAUUGUGACAAAAAUAGAGGCUAGAAACAUAGGUCUUAGCCAUGAAGGGCCUUAUUAAACCAGACCAAUGGAGCACCAGAUCUGUAUGAGAAAAUGGAGUGGAUGAACAAGCAAAUCUAUUGACCAGUUGGUGGAAUCUGUGAUGAAGAUGAUCCCUGUCUAUUCAUGACUAAAGGCAUUUGCUCUGGGUUUGGCUAAUUAGAUAACAUCAUCCCAGCCCCAUUGCAAGUAGCAAUGGAGGCAAUUCAGCAAAAUGAUAGCUGGGCAAGAUCAUCCAUUAAAAGCAAACAUUAAAAAGUAAAAAGAGGA
Molecule: messenger RNA, 2273 nt
Organism: Hemicordylus capensis (graceful crag lizard)
Lineage: Eukaryota; Metazoa; Chordata; Lepidosauria; Squamata; Cordylidae
Product: A-kinase anchor protein 4-like
Exons: 1
Coding region: 372-1988 (538 amino acids)
Biological process (GO): intracellular protein localization
Cellular component (GO): cytoplasm; sperm principal piece; sperm fibrous sheath
Molecular function (GO): protein kinase A binding
Source: RefSeq, a predicted model, not a curated record